GGAGUGCAAAUGAUGUCCCACAUGAAGCACAAUCACUGAACGGGCUUAACAAAAAAAGGGUCUUAAUGAAACCACUCUCUUGCAGCAAUAAUGUUGCUAGCACACAGGUUAGCCAGCUAGUGUUAUCACCGGUAUGUUAGCUAGCAAGACUCUGCUUGGCGAACUGCGGAGAAUGGUUGCCUCUUUGCAACCCUUAAUUUCUCUUUAUAAGCUCAAGCAUUUAUUAUUCAUGUUGUAUCGUGAGCCAACCAUCUAGGUAAGCCGAGCGGUUUUGUUUGGUUGAUGCUGAACAGUUAGUCGGACGACUAAACUUAGAUUUGAGGAGAGUUGUGGCCAUGGGCUAACAUUACCACACCAAAUGGACCCAUUGUGUCUUUCCACACGCACAUACCGGGUCCACAGAUUAGCAGGUUAUCUCCCGGGCAUCCCAGGUUAGUGUUUUCUCUGCGGUGCUCAUUCACUCCUAAGUUUGGAUGCUGGGACGUCAGCUCAUGACUUUAGUGCCAAUUUCUUUUUGGGCUCAUACCACACCUGCUCGGCCUACACAGCUCCGAAUAGCUUUCUACAAUGUGAUGUCAUCACUGGACUGUGUUGCAGUUUUCACUCACUUUCCCUCCCUUUCUUUUCCUUUUUGUCAACUUAAACUUGUUUUUUUUCUCUCUUGGUGCUAUGAUGUUCAUUCUGAUGAAAACCUAGAAGCUUCAUUUUUCACAGUGGAUUAGCAGCAUUUUGUGCUUCAGAGUGAUGCGGGAUGGACAGAGCUGGCCAAGUCGUGUAUCUGUCACAUGUGUGGCGCCCACCUGAACCGACUCCACUCUUGUCUCUACUGCGUCUUUUUCGGCUGUUUUACGAAGAAACACAUCCACGAGCACGCAAAAAACAAGAGACACAAUCUAGCGAUAGACUUAUUAUACGGUGGAAUAUAUUGUUUUGUGUGUCAAGACUACAUAUACGACAAAGACAUGGAGCAGAUUGCCAAAGAGGAACAGAGGAAAGCCUGGAAAUUACAAGGCAUAGGGGAGAAAUACACAACAUGGGAGCCUACCAAGAGGGAGCUAGAAUUAUUACGACACAAUCCAAAGCGGAGGAAAAUCACUACGAACUGUACCAUAGGUUUACGAGGGUUAAUAAACCUGGGCAACACAUGUUUCAUGAACUGUAUUGUUCAGGCCCUAACACACACACCGCUGCUGCGAGACUUCUUUCUUUCCGACAGACACAAGUGCGAGAUGCAAUCAAACUCCUGUCUGGUGUGUGAGAUGUCGCAGCUCUUUCAGGAGUUCUACUCGGGCCACCGCUCGCCCCACAUUCCCUUCCGGCUGCUGCACCUGGUGUGGACUCAUGCACGUCACCUCGCAGGCUACGAGCAGCAAGACGCCCACGAGUUCCUCAUCGCAGCCUUGGAUGUACUACACAGGCACUGCAAAGGGGACACCAUCAGAGAUGACAAUGGGAAGAAGGCCAACAAUCCAAACCACUGUAACUGCAUCAUUGACCAAAUCUUCACUGGGGGCCUGCAAUCAGAUGUUACUUGUCAAGUUUGCCAUGGGGUUUCCACGACGAUAGAUCCAUUCUGGGAUAUCAGUCUGGAUUUGCCUGGCUCAUCCACGCCUUUCUGGCCCCUGAGUCCUGGAGGGGAUGGCAGCACAGUCAACGGAGAGAGCCACCUGACAGGGUCCACCACGCUCACAGACUGCCUACGCAGGUUCACACGGCCAGAGCAUCUAGGAAGCAGUGCCAAAAUCAAGUGCGGCGGUUGCCAUAGUUACCAGGAGUCCACCAAACAGCUGACAAUGAAGAAGCUCCCCAUCGUAGCAUGUUUCCAUCUCAAACGGUUUGAGCACUCUGCUAAACUGCGGAGGAAGAUCACUACAUAUGUUUCCUUUCCUCUAGAGUUGGACAUGACGCCCUUCAUGGCAUCCAGUAAAGAGAGCAGAAUGAACGGGCAAUAUCAACAGACGGUUGAUGUUUUAAACAACGACAAUAAGUAUUCCUUGUUUGCGGUGGUCAACCACCAAGGCACAUUAGAGAGUGGCCACUACACCAGCUUCAUCCGCCAGCACAAAGACCAGUGGUUCAAAUGUGAUGAUGCCAUAAUCACCAAGGCCAGCAUUAAGGAUGUACUUGAUAGUGAAGGGUAUCUCUUAUUCUACCAUAAACAGUUCCUUGAGUAUGAGUAGUCUUUGUGACCACUGACCAUGAAGAACCACUGCUUCUAAUGAGAGAGUCAAGGGACUGGGGACAGUAUGAAACACAAACACACAAACCUACCUGAAACUCUUUGACUACCAGUCUGCUCCUCCAGCUCUGGAGGACAAAAAAAAAAAAAGACGUGUGAAAUCAUGCAACCUUUCAAAAGAAAAAAAAAAAAAAAACAAGCACUGAGCUACUUCUUGGCAUCUACUUGACAAAACUGAAUGAAGAGGAGAGAAGGAGGAAGAGUCAGGCGUCGUCAGUUCCAGGCUUGGGCAGAGGGAAGAGGCCCCACCCCCUCACUCUCUCACCCCUUCCUGCUGCAGGGGCAGAGUCUGAGCGUGACUGACUGUCAUGUCGAUUGGGCACAUCUGGAUUCUUAUUACAGUAUUCUGACCCCCCACCCCCACCCCACACGCACACGCACACACAAACACAAACACAAACACACACACACACACACACACACACCCUCCAUUUCUCUCCCAUGGUGCUCUCGUUUCAACUGACCAAGCAUUUAACUUGAUGGAAGACAGUUUGUUGUCAUAUGCAUACGGGACUGAACGCAAAAAAAUAAAAUAAAAUCAACGUAUUAUGAACUUUGCAAGAACAUUUUUAAAGCUAUGGUUAUGAUUCUUAUCAUUUGUGAUUUUAGUUAUGAAAUACUGUAUGAAUCUACAGUAGUAUACAUCUAUUUUUUAAGAGCAAAGAAAACAUGGGAGAGUGUAGAGACGCUGCCUUUGCCAGUUGCUGGGGAAGCGCUGCCAUGGAAACUAAACAGAUUUGGACCUGAGUGUGCUCAUGUUCCAUUAUUUACUGUGUUGUUUUAUUUUUAAGUCUGGUUGAGGGCAGGGAAUAUCUAUUUUUUUUAGCAACUCAUUGAAUUUUGAGAUUUUGUUUACUGUUCUUUUCAGUGUCUUUUUUUAAAAAAAAAAAAUUUCAGUACAGUCAUUAUGUCCCUCGCUGUCCUGGUACUGGAGAUGUUUUUGGACGUAUUAUACUUUCAUUCUUGUGGAAUUGUUGGUAUAAUGAUGGUGAAAAUUAAAUUGGCUCACCUUUGCUGUUUAUGAAUUGUAUGUUGAAUGUGAGCUUUGGGUUUCGUAUGGCAGUCUGAAGAGAAGACUCAAUACAUGAACUCCAGUUGAGGUCCUGUAUUAUGUGAGAAUGCUGUGGUCUCUGCUCAUUGAACACCUCGAAUGCUCUGUGCAAAAAAGAAAAAAAAAAAAAAAGCCCAAUUUAACAACACUGCAUGCAACUGGGCUCUAAUAAUUUUAUAUGUGAAAAUUUGCCCUCAGUAAUGCCUCAAGGCCUGCCGCCCAUCAUGAUAUUUGUUCUGUAGUUUGGGGAUGGGAAAGUGAUCGUAUGGGAUAUAUAGAGGGUAAAACACAUUGCACGUACAUGGGCACUGUGCGACCACAGCCUGGCUCUGAAUCCAUCAGUGUUAUCUUCUCCAUGGCAACUGUGUGGCUGGUGUAGACCGCUGUGGUUCGUGGUGUGUCUUGCCUCUGCAGUGCAGUAAACCCAGUGCUCUAUUCAAUCAGUAUGCUGUCAAGUCAGACUUUAGAUAAUGCACAUACACAUCAGGGUGUUGUGGUCUGUUUUGUUUGAAUAUCACUUGAUUGUGUAUGUAUUAAAAAACUGAAUAAAAAAAAAAUAUCCACUCAUGUAUAAGAUGAGGGCCCUAACCUAUCACAAAGUAAUGCCACAUACAAACCACAACCCCUGGUUGUUUAGCUGCUCUGUAAUUGAAAACAAACAUGCAUAUCCUUUGGUCUGCUGCAGAACCUCGGCUAGAGGGCAACGUGGGUUUCUGAACAGUCAAACUUGUGAAAUGGUCGCACUAUGGUUUUGAUGUAUCAUGGAGCAGUUAAGGCCACCCAAGGACAUUCAGGGACGCAGCUGAAACGAAGAGGAGAGCUUCAUUAUCCGUUUCAGUAAUUAAACUCAGAACAAAACUGGAA
This is a messenger RNA of Thunnus maccoyii (southern bluefin tuna), 4154 nucleotides long. RefSeq names its product ubiquitin carboxyl-terminal hydrolase 22-like. Gene Ontology annotation, biological process: protein deubiquitination. Gene Ontology annotation, molecular function: zinc ion binding; cysteine-type deubiquitinase activity. Bases 786 to 2180 code for a protein of 464 amino acids. NCBI's taxonomy places the organism in Eukaryota, Metazoa, Chordata, Actinopteri, Scombriformes, Scombridae. The record is from RefSeq and is a predicted model, not a curated record. The transcript has 14 exons.